AUGUCCAAUACACGCCCUAUUGAGGGCCAAACACACCCAGUACUGGAUACUGCGGUACCUACCAAUGAAACUACAUCCGAGACCACUCCGUUACUCGAUCUGGAGGCCCAGGCGGCCUCGUCGGGAGCGGUUACCGCCGAGACCGAGGAAGUGGUCGAAAAGCCGCCACCCCGGCUACUGGCCCGACGCCUGAUCUGGGCAAUCUUCUUAGGGCUAAUAGCCUUGCUUAUCCUCCACUUAUUCUUCCGCCAACGGACCCUGGUAAUGAGAGAUUUUAGACGGUGGCAUGGGCUCCACUUCCCCUAUGUGGACGUCAAGACGUCCUUCCUUCAAUACACCGGGAUCGCUAACCAAAGUCUGUCCCACGAACAGGCGAGCUAUAUCGGCGAGUGGGUUGAGCAAUUGAGCGAAUUACGCCGCCAGCUGCCCGUGAACUUGGCGUCGCUGGAUAACUCCGAUUUGACGCAAUUUGUGUUUGACCAGUUUAAACAGCUUGGUUUGACCACGGAAAUUCGUAAGACAUCGGUAAACGGACUCGAUACCCCCGUGGAUAGUGGUAUUUGGCUUAAAGCCAACGAUACCGAGCUUUACCACUCGUCGCUUCGAGAGAGACCACGUGAUCCUACUCCGGCCUAUUAUGGGUUCGGAGUCGACGGUACCGUUGAAGGUGACUAUGUGUGGCUUAAUUACGGCACUGCCAAAGACUAUGAAAAGGUUGACGUCACCGAUAAGAUCGUCAUUCUCCGGUUACGCACGAAUAAUACCACUCCGGUCUCCGAACUAGUACAUACCGCUGCCUCACGUGGGGCACUGGCAGUGCUUGUCUACGUGGACGUUACUGAUCACUCGCUGUGGCGUGCUCGCCUGGCGAUCCCUCGUGCUACCCUUACCGAUAUCUUUGGUGCUCAGCCGCCCAUCGUCGCCCUCCCUGUCGCCUACAACGAUAUCAAGCCGAUACUCGAUACCUUUGACCGGAAUGAAGCUCAGGAGCUUGAGGCAGUGCCUCAACCAGGGUACAUUCUCCGGGUAUCGGCUCAGUUCGAUACCCCCGAUGAAGACAGAACGGUGAAGAAUGUCGUCGGUACGUUACCUGGAGUGAUGAGUGAUGGUAAGGUAGUCGUUGGUGCUGCUCGCGAUGCCUUUGGUAAUGCCGAUGGCGUCAAUAACCAUGCGAUUAUCUUUGAGAUUAUUCGUCAUCUUCAAGAGCUCAAAAGAAUUGGGUGGCGCCCAAUGAGAACGAUCGAGUUUAUCCUGUGGGAUGCGCUGAACAAUGGGUUAGUGGGGUCGCGCCACUUCGUCCUGAACUCCAAAUACGAACACUUAGUGGGUUAUAUUAAUGUUGAGCCCCAACCAGUCACCGGAAACCAGUUCCAUGUGGACGCCUCGCCUUUACUUUACCACCUCAUCAACUCUACGCUGCGGUUCAUCCCCGUUCCAUUGACUUUACUCCACAAAACUGACGAAGACGACGAUAACGACGACUACGACGAUAUUUACGAUAAUCGUACCACGUUGCACGAGGUGUGGAAACAGCAGUCGCUGCUUGGCGCCAACGACGUGGUCUCUCAAUUAACUGGUAUCGAUGCCUAUACGGUGGGUGUCGGGCUUAAUUGUCCGGUGAUUAACGUCAAGUUUACUGCUAACUCUACUGAACCCUACGUGGCUAACUCUAACUUAUUUGGCCUUGAGUGGAUGCAAUCCGAAAACGUCGACACUGACUACGAGCGGCACUUGCUGUUGGUGCGCCACUUGGGGUUGCUUACGAUUCUGAUGAGUGAGCGCGAGAUUGUUGAGUAUGGGGUCGAGCACUACAUGCGCCGUCUCGCCGAUUAUCUUCGCCACUGGCACGCUCACGCCAACCCCAAGGACUUGGAGGCCACGGUGGCCACGUCGUCAUUUUCAGGAUGGCAAUUAGCGCUGCGGUUUGACACUGAUACCGUGACGGUGGAAGACAUCUACCAACAAGUAACCAAAUUGUUGGAUAAGGCGGUAGCAACGGGCGCCGAGAUCGACGCUGUGAGCGACGAGGCGCUCCAAGGGGUGCGUACCGACUACGCAUGGUACCGCUACCACAAAAAGCUUCUCCACUACGCCCAGUUUAAGGCGAGCAACUACCGCCUUUUGCGGAUUGAGGCCGGGUUCAAAUUAGAGGAGCGCGACCGCCACUAUCUCCACGUUGACGGUGACACUAGCUGGGACCACGUGGUGUACGCGCCGGGGCAGCAAGCGUUCCCGGGGUUAUGGGGCGCCAAUGGAGACAGCGACGCCGUCGCCCGGUGGUUGGUGGUGGUUUACGACAAAAUGUAUCGGUAUCACGAUUAUAGAGUCAUUUGA
Molecule: messenger RNA, 2334 nt
Organism: Diutina rugosa
Lineage: Eukaryota; Fungi; Ascomycota; Pichiomycetes; Serinales; Debaryomycetaceae
Exons: 1
Coding region: 1-2334 (777 amino acids)
Molecular function (GO): carboxypeptidase activity
Source: RefSeq, a predicted model, not a curated record